Molecule: messenger RNA, 4465 nt
Organism: Myripristis murdjan (pinecone soldierfish)
Lineage: Eukaryota; Metazoa; Chordata; Actinopteri; Holocentriformes; Holocentridae
Gene: actn3b
Product: actinin alpha 3b
Molecular function (GO): protein binding
Source: RefSeq, a predicted model, not a curated record
AGGAGCACCGGCCGGCAGGGUCUUCUGGUAGUGGGAGCAGCACCUCCGCACAGGCACCUCGCACCAGUGGAGUCUGGUCUCUGCAGCCCCUCUCUCUCUCUCUGUCUCUCUCUCCACAGCGAGACCUCUCGUCCCAAGGAGGCUCCUGCACUCAGGGCCUAUACAGACACAGACAACACCGCCGCCGAUUGUUGAUUAAUUUUUCUUCCUAUAAGCUGAGAGGGACGUUAGAAGUCCUGACAGAGGCGGCAUGAUGACAGCUGUCGAAACCCAAAUGACCUACAACACCUAUACGAUCCACCAUGAAGACACGUACAUGACUCAAGAGGACGAUUGGGACAGGGACCUGCUGCUGGACCCUGCCUGGGAGAAGCAGCAGAGGAAGACUUUCACAGCUUGGUGUAACUCCCACUUGAGGAAGGCUGGUACACAGAUCGAGAACAUUGAAGAGGAUUUCAGAAAUGGCCUCAAACUCAUGCUGCUGCUGGAGGUCAUUUCAGGUGAGAGGCUGCCCAAACCCGACAAAGGCAAGAUGCGUUUCCACAAGAUCGCCAACGUGAACAAAGCUCUGGACUUCAUCUGUAGCAAGGGGGUCAAGCUGGUGUCUAUCGGUGCUGAAGAAAUUGUUGACGGUAAUGUGAAGAUGACCCUGGGUAUGAUCUGGACCAUCAUCCUGCGUUUCGCCAUCCAGGACAUCUCUGUUGAAGAGACCUCUGCUAAGGAAGGUCUGCUGCUGUGGUGCCAGAGGAAGACUGCCCCCUACAGGAACGUCAAUGUGCAGAACUUCCAUAUCAGUUGGAAGGACGGCCUGGCUCUGUGCGCCCUCAUCCACAGACACAGACCCGACCUCAUUGACUACUCCAAACUGAGAAAGGAUGACCCCAUUGGUAACCUGAAUACUGCCUUCGAGGUGGCUGAGAAAUACCUGGACAUCCCCAAGAUGCUUGACGCUGAAGAUAUUGUGAACACUCCCAAGCCUGAUGAGAAGGCCAUCAUGACCUACGUGUCCUGCUUCUACCAUGCCUUCGCCGGUGCUGAACAGGCUGAGACAGCUGCCAACCGUAUCUGCAAGGUGCUGGCUGUCAACCAGGAGAAUGAGAAACUGAUGGAGGAGUAUGAGAAGCUGGCUAGUGAGCUGCUGGAGUGGAUCCGCCGCACCAUCCCGUGGCUGGAGAACCGCGUGGCUGAGCAGACCAUGCGCUCCAUGCAGCAGAAGCUGGAGGAUUUCCGGUGACUACCCCGCCGUGCCAAGCCACCACGCGUCCAGGAGAAAUGCCAGCUGAGUCACUUCAACACCCUGCAGACCAAGCUGAGGCUCAGCAACAGGCCUGCAUUCAUGCCCUCCGAGGGCAAGAUGGUGUCGGAUAUUGCCAAUGCUUGGAAGGGUCUGGAGCAGGUGGAGAAGGGCUAUGAGGAGUGGCUGCUGACUGAGAUCCGCCGUCUGGAGAGACUGGAUCACCUGGCUGAGAAGUUCAAGCAGAAGUGCUCCCUGCAUGAGGCCUGGACCGGAGGUAAGGAGGACCUGCUGUCCCAGAAGGAUUACGAGUCAGCCUCCCUGAUGGAGAUCAGAGCCCUGAUGAGGAAGCACGAGGCCUUCGAGAGCGACCUGGCUGCUCACCAGGACAGAGUGGAGCAGAUUGCUGCCAUCGCCCAGGAGCUGAAUGAGCUGGACUACCACGAUGCUGCCACAGUCAACGCCCGCUGCCAGGGCAUCUGUGACCAGUGGGACAACCUGGGCACCCUGACCCAGAAGAGGAGGGAUGCUCUGGAGCGUGUGGAGAAGCUGUGGGAGACCAUCGACCAGCUGUACCUGGAGUUUGCCAAGAGGGCGGCGCCCUUCAACAACUGGAUGGACGGAGCCAUGGAGGACCUGCAGGACAUGUUCAUCGUCCACAGCAUUGAGGAGAUCCAGAGUCUGAUCACUGCUCACGACCAGUUCAAGGCCACUCUGCCUGAGGCUGACAAGGAGCGCAUGGCCACCAUGGGCAUCCACAACGAGAUCCUGAAGAUUGCCCAGACCUACGGAAUCAAGCUGUCCGGAGUGAACCCUUACACCAACCUUACCCCCCAGUACAUCAGCAACAAGUGGGACACUGUGAAGCACCUUGUGCCCCUCAGAGACCAAAUUGCUGCAGGAGGAUGGGUGGCCAGGCAGCAGGCCAACGAGAGGCUGAGAACGCCAGUUGCUGCCCAGGCCAACAUCAUUGGACCCUGGAUUCAAACCAAGAUGGAGGAGAUCGGCCAUGUGUCCGUGGACAUCGCCGGCUCCCUGGAGGAGCAGAUGAACAGCCUGAAGCAGUACGAGCAGAACAUCAUCAACUACAAAUCCAACAUCGACAAGCUGGAGGGAGACCACCAGCUCAGCCAGGAGUCCCUCAUCUUCGACAACAAGCACACCAACUACACCAUGGAGCACGUCCGGGGCUGGGAGCAGCUGCUCACCACCAUUGCCAGAACCAUCAACGAGGUGGAGAACCAGAUUCUGACCCGCGAUGCCAAGGGCAUCAGCCAGGAGCAGCUCAACGAGUUCAGGGCCUCCUUCAACCACUUCGACAGGAAACGGGCCUGAUGGACCCCAGACGACUUCCGCGCCUGCCUCAUCUCCAUGGGUUACGAUCUGGGUGAGGUGGAGUUUGCCCGCAUCAUGACCUGGUGGAUCCCCAACACAGGCGUCGUGACCUUCCAGGCCUUCAUCGACUUCAUGACCCGCGAAACUGCCGAGACCGACACUGCAGAGCAGGUCAUGGCCUCCUUCAAUCUGGCCUCCGACAAGUCCUACAUCACAGUGGAGGAGCUGCGCAGGGAGCUGCCACCAGAGCAGGCCGAGUACUGCAUCAGCCGCAUGACCAGGUACAUCGGAAGCGACAGCCCCCCUGGCGCCCUGGACUACAUCUCCUUCUCCAGCGCCCUCUACGGAGAGAGCGACUUAUAAACAAAGCCCCUUCUCUUCCUCUCCUCCUCUCAUCCCUCUAUCCCUGCCCCCCCCCUUCUUUCUCCUAUGCAGAGAGAGCAAUUUAAACCCUUCCCCUCUCCUUCUACCCGCUUUGUUAUCAUUGUUUCUCGUUCAACUCUUAUGUUCUACCCUUAUAUUUAUCCUUCUCCCAAUCCCUCCCCAUCCCCCAGACUCACUGCCCAGAGCGGCUGAGAGCGCCAGGCUUUGCUCAAAUCUCAGACCUGGUUGGUCUGGCUAGGCUCUGCCCUCGUUUCUGUUACACUGCCUUUUAAACCCAGUGUGCCAGGUACUGCACUGAACUUAUGUAAGCAGCAUGCAUAUACAUACCUGCCUUCAAGAGAGAUCAAACAGAAAGGAGGUAAUGAGGAAGAAAGGAAGAAGUUAUAAAAAAAAGAAAAAGUCGUGUUUUGAGCAAGCCUCCCGCUCUUCACCUCUCCGAAUCUCAGAUGACAUAUUUUUUGUAGAAGGGUAAUUAAAGAAAAAAAAAUGUGAAAAAAGAAGCGGCUUGUUGGUCCGUUGGUUGUGUAUUUUGUGCAGAUGCAUGCGAUGUUUAAGUGUAGAAACGCCGUCUUUGUGUGUCAACAAAUCGUCGGUUCUCACCUUAAUGCUGAAAAAGCCUCCUGAAGCGCUUACAUAAGCACGCUGUCAUUAGGAGCCUGUUACAUGUCAGUCAGCAGAGGAGGGAAUCCCAACAGGGCUUCAACCAGCAAGUCAGGUGCUAUGAUGUUACAAAGCCAGUCUAACACUGCAGGCUCUCCCUCCAAGACAACUACCACAGCACUGUGAAACGUGAAUGUUAUGUUAGUCAGAUUAAAUUUUAACCUGAAGAUCUUAAAGCCACAAGGAGCUUAGGAUCAAACGGAGAGGGAGCGAGAGAGAGCACCUAAACUUUUUGUGCCCGAGACUGGAGGCUGAACGCUGAAUGUUAAAGAUGAAGACGAGCCCAAGCAGAUUGAUGCUGCGGAGAGGAGUGAACCACAGGAAAGCAUUGUGGUCGUGGCUGGAUGGGGACUCAGGAAUGAAGACAAGAAGGACAAACUGGUCUGGCUAGAGAGAACGAUCCCACACACCUUUCUCCUCUGUCCUCCCUCGUGCAGGCUCCUUAAUAAAUAGGGGGAGGAUCACAUGAUAUAAAGGUGAUGUUUUUUGACUAAUUGAGGUGAGGGAGAGAGAGACAGGUGUCGAGCAGUGAGACAACAGGGCAUCAGGAAAGUUGGGGGCAAAAUAGGCGAACAGGUACUGUAUGUGGGACCAUAGCAGGCCUAUGUCAGAGAGUAAGCGGAUAGGGUUUUGGUCCCAUUUAAAAAAACAAACAAAACAAGACAAAAAAAGGGCAGCCAUGAUACGAGACGCAGCAGCACAAGCCGACUUCUCCGCGUGCAUCAUGAUGUUUCUUACCUUUCUCCAUUUGUGCUCCACUCUACUUCCCCUCCUCCCUUCUUCCCCAAGUCAUUCUUACUAUCUUCCAUCAUCAAUGCCACACAAGCUCACUUUCACACAAAGUUUUAAAAA